CGCGCUUUCCUUUUUGAGAAAGUGCUCCGAAGAGGAGGGCGAUCCAAACCGAGCUGGGCUUCACGGGUCUCCGGGGCAGCAUCACCUUUGAAAGUUUGCAUUAGUUAUUUCCUGGAGUCUCCGAACCGUCACCGGGCCGGGGUUUGUUUACAUUUUGCGACCCAGGCGCGUGUACGGUUCGGCGCGCUCCAGCUUCCUUCCCAGGGAGGCUGGCGUGAAGGAGACUCGGUUCGGUACAAUAUAAUGUUACCCAGCCAGGUUGGAUCUGGGUCAGCAUCAGGUAGGGGCACUGCGGGACACGGUUCGGAGGUUGUCAGCGGCGGGAUCCGUCCCGUCUUGGUCCGAGCGGGGCUACCGGGGGACAGCGGCGGAGCUCGGCAGGGGGACGCCGCCGGGAUGCUCGGAGGCUCGCGAGGCGCCAGACCGGCGGGAAACGGGGCCGGGGUGAACCCGCUACACACCGCCGUCCAGGGCGGCAUGAUGGUGGGGCUGAACGCCGGCGUCGUGCUGCCCCACGGGGCCCGCUUCGACCCGGACCGAGACUGCGCUCCGAUGUGCAGCGGCUCGGACAACGACUCGGACUCCGGAGACGACGACGACCCGGUGGGUUCYCUCGGGGACAGCCGGAGAGGGGUGAAGCGGGAGCGGGUGGAGCUGGAGGCCGCCGUGGCGGGGCAGGAGGUGGGAGUCGCCCCCGGAGGAUACGGCAUGGUGUCCGGAGGAGUCGCCGGGGCCAAGCCGGGGAAGAAGACACGUGGGCGGGUAAAAAUAAAGAUGGAGUUCAUCGACAACAAGUUGAGACGGUACACCACCUUCAGCAAGAGGAAGACGGGCAUCAUGAAGAAGGCCUACGAGCUCUCCACGCUGACGGGAACCCAGGUCCUGCUGCUGGUCGCCAGCGAGACGGGCCACGUUUACACCUUCGCCACCCGCAAACUCCAGCCCAUGAUCACGAGCGAAACGGGCAAAGCUCUGAUCCAAACGUGCCUGAACUCGCCGGACUCGCCGCCCCGCACCGACCCCUCCAUGGACCAGCGCAUGAGCGCCACGGGCUUCGAGGAAACGGAUCUCACCUACCAGGUGUCCGAGUCCGAGAGCAUGGGCGACACCAAGGACACCCUGAAGCCGACGUUCACGGUGGCCAGCCUGCCGGGCACCACGAGCAGCGCCCCGUGCACGGCGCCCACCACGUCCACCACCAUGCAGGUGAGCAGCGGACCCUCGUUCCCCAUCACCAACUACCUGGCCCCCGUCUCGGCCAACAGCAACAUCAGCGCCAACGGAACCGUCCUGAAGACCYCCGGCGCCUCCGCCGGAGUCAUGCAGCUGCCCGGCGGCUUCACCUUCAUGCCGGCAGGGACUCCUCUCCCCCCCGGCACCCCCACCAUUCCUCUGAGCCAGCUGCAGCAGCACUCCCUGACCCUCCAGGGGCAGCAUGGUCAGACCCUGACCGCCGCCCCUCAGCCUCAGCAGGGACAGCAGGCCGUCUUCCGCUUCCCUGCUGCUGUCUCCCUCACAGGAGCAGGAGUCCCCCAGCAGCUGCAGACCAUUCAGGUCCACCCCAACACGCAGUCGGCCUCCAGCAGCGACAGCAGCCCGGAGAUCGCCCACACCUCCACCAACUCCACCGGUAGGUGUCAGCUCGUCMUCUGCACGAAGCUCCGCCUCCUUUCACAAAUCAAGCUAAGAGCACAGAUUUAAACAGGACAACAGUGUGCAGAAGAGAUUAUUCUAUAGAUUAGUUUUUCAGUUAGAAUAACAUUUACCCCCACCCUAAAACAAAAAAAAAACCCUAACCAUGUUCUCUAGGUGAGUCCAUUUCAAAUUAUUUUGUAGUUCAUCAUAAAUAUCUGUUUAAUUUAACUGAAUUAAAUUAAGUURAAUUUUUCAUGAUAUUAUAGGAACAGGUUGUUUAUAUUUAGAACCAUACUGAGACAGAACUG
Austrofundulus limnaeus is the source of this 1943-nucleotide messenger RNA. RefSeq names its product serum response factor b (gene srfb). The record is from RefSeq and is a predicted model, not a curated record. Lineage: Eukaryota; Metazoa; Chordata; Actinopteri; Cyprinodontiformes; Rivulidae. Gene Ontology annotation, biological process: positive regulation of transcription by RNA polymerase II. Gene Ontology annotation, molecular function: DNA-binding transcription factor activity, RNA polymerase II-specific; protein dimerization activity; cis-regulatory region sequence-specific DNA binding. The transcript has 5 exons. Bases 244 to 1701 code for a protein of 485 amino acids.